AUCUAUAUCUAGUCUAGAUAUCUAAGAUCUAGUUUCGUUGUUACCUCUAGGCUUCUGAUCUGUAACAAAGAAAUCUUUAUAAAAGGUCAUUUUUACCAUCAUCUAUCAAAAUGCUUCCAUCUUAACCAUCUUGUAUCAGUAUACUUACGACCUUAGAGCAUGCAUCAUUUAACAUUGAGUCUGUAUAUCUUAAGAUUAUUAUUGUUUAUAUUGCUGCUCAUUUAUAUUAUUAUGCAUGUGAUUGUAAGCCAGCGUGUGUGUGUGUGUGUAUAUGUGUGUGUGUACAUGUGGCGAAACACCAAACAAUGUGCCAGAAUAAAGAUGCUUCUUAUCUUAUCUUAGUUAAUGUAAAAAUUUCACCGUGAUGUGUAUCUAUUUCUAUUGGGCUCGAAUCCAAGAAGUUCAAACUCAUUUUGUCUGCACUCUUCACAAAUGUCUAAAUUGAUUGUUAUUGUCUUAAAAUCACUGUAUACUUUAUUGAUUAUAUAUUCUCUGUAUUUAAUAUUUUAAAAAAUUUAUAGGUGAAUAGCCCAUGUUUAUUGAACACUGACUUUUUCAUCUUAUUUUCGCUUUUUUUUCAAUUUGGUUGAUCUUUUUCAGGAAUAUUAAUAUAAUAUUAUGAUGGCUUCAUCGUGGGCCAAACCUGGGAACAGACAGAAGGAUCCUUGGAGCAUGGAACAACCUGCACAGAAAAAAAGAAAACUGGUUGCGGAAACUUCACAGGACAAGGAUGACUGGGACGACAGUCUUGAGCUGACCCAAGCUGACCUGGAAGAGAUGGAUGUCAUUGUGUCACAGGCUGUGCAGGUACUGGUUAGCUCUAGUAUCUUUAUCUCUGAUUUUAGCAUUCUAAUCCUUUAGCGGCCGUGCAGACUAAAGCUUAAGAAUUGGCUGGAGAGAAAAAUGGGGGUUAGGUCUAGAUCAUGGUAAUUAUUAUUGUCUGAAUUAUCAGCAGCAAGCUUGUCAAUGUGAAAAUGAAUAUAUAUAAACACUUCUGUUAUUACUUUGUUGAUCUGAUUUAAUUUAUUCAAUUAAUAAAGAUAUCUCGUCUUGCAUUUAACUCACUGAACCCUGAAAAUAUUGGUCCCAUGCUCUACCAGCUGUGUCGGAACUCCAAGAUCACAACAGGAUUCCCAAUUUGACCAUGACCUCGUAAACUCUUGUACAAUUGUGACUGAAUUACUGAAGAUGUAAGAACAAAUCUUUUUCUUUAUUUUUAGGCUGAAGACACAAAGAGUCCUCCACCAGCAUCAAAACCUGGGCAACUGCCAGAGUCUUCCUUUGUGGUCCCAACCCUCUCACGACGAGCUUUGCCUCUCAUGAACUCCAGCUCAAACUCUGACAGCUCGCUCUCUCACCAUCCGGCAUCUUCUUCUUCAAGGCAAGGGCUUUUACGAUAGUUAUCAAUGGCGUCAGGCUCUAACUUUAUGCGCAGUUAUGCAACACAAUGCCAUUGAUGUGUUUGUUGAUAAAGACUUCAGACAUGCAAAAGUGUUGGUGAUGAUGGAAAUAUCAAAAGUUGAUUGUUUACCUUUGUCCUACUUUGAGGAGAUCUCUGGAGAAAAAGCGGGAUUGAGACAGAAGCAAGUAUGAUGAUCUCCUUUUGUUUUGACUUAUUUCAUUGCUUCUUUUACAGAACCUCUCAUGAUAGCAGUCGCUCGUUGUCAUCGCGAUCGUCAACGGGGAAGAGUGACGAAAGCACAGAGAGUCUCCAUUCCUUGCGGGCUAAGUUGGAGCAAGAGAGCAAGAGAGCUCAAGAAGAGAAGUAUAGGAGUGAGGGGGAGGUGAAAUAUCUCCGAGAGAGUCUGCACAAACAGGAAGAGGAAUUGGAGAAGUUGCGGACACAGAGGGAUGAGAUCCUGGACGAACAGAAGCAGGUCAAGUCAGAACGAGAGCGACGCUUGCAGCAGCAGCUGGACAGCCUCACGUCUCAGACACAGUUUAAGGAGAGAGAGCUGCAGGAACAAAAUCAGAGCCUACAAGAAAAGCUGAGAAAGCUUCAGCAGCAGCAGCAGUCGUUACUCAGGUCUGCUGCUGAUCGGUCCGGGUCAGAGAUCAGUUCCUCUCCGAGACAGGCGAGCCCUAGAAAAGUUCCUGUAAAACCAAGUCCUCCGAGCAAAGCGAAACAGUUAAAGCUUCUUAAAGGAGGCAGUUCGGAGUCUCAGGGCUUCCCUACCACUUUUUCUUUUAUGCAACAGACAAAACCAACUCCUCAAGCAACAUCUCCCGCGUCUAAGGCAGCCACAACAUCUAUCUCUUGUCAAACUGAUGGAAGUUCAACAAGUCAGCUCCCAGGCUCUACAGUUGUUGCCGGAGAAGUGCAGCCUGCAGUACAGAGAAGGCUCAGACUCAACAUUCCUGCAAACUGUAACAGACACGAAGUGGUCUCGGGCAGUCAGGUGGUCACUCAGCUCCUGCAGUCCAGUGGCAGUUGUGUGGAGUCAGUGGACUCGGACUCAGAGUUUGACCAGUGGGACCCAGGCCUGACAGGACUUCUGCAUGCCAUGUCCACCUCUCUCACGCUGGCCGGCCUCACAUACAGCCGAGGGAGAGAGGCCAACUUUCUGUCUCCGAUAAAGCCUAAGAAGCAUGAUCUGUUAAACAAGUCUUCUGGCUCGUCCAGAGAUGGGAAUGUCCAGGUGGUCAGCAGAGAACACUUCCGGCUGGCCAUCGGGGGCCUGACUAUGCUGCUGGAGGAAUCCAGCGGCCACAGGGAGAAGCUACUAGAUCUGAUUGCAAGAGAUGCUCAACUGGGAGACCCGAAACCCAGUAGCAGCUACAGAGAGAAAGAUAUGAUCUCGGAACAGAAACGUGAUGUAAAUGGCAACAAGUCGUUGGAACGAGGAGGGACGGGUCAGGACAGAGACACAGUUUCCAGUAGACCCACAGAUAAAAAAACUCCGUCUUUCUCACAUUCCUCGUCCGUCAAAGACUCUAAACAGAGUGGUCACAUGGCUGCGGUGCUUCUGAUUCCUCUUCUCACGGAUUACAUACAGCAUUACCUUGACCUCUCGCUGUCGGCGGCACACUCUCGCACUGCUUCGUCAGCUCCUGCAGCUGCAACACAGUCCUUAGCGGCCUCCAAGUCGUUCUCGGUCAGUCUGGACUCUACACGCACAGCAGCGAGCUUCGGCAGUGUGGGUGGAAGCCACGACUCCAGUCUCGAUUCUCUCAGCAGUUGUGUUCUUCAGUUGCUGCACGAGGGGAAGAUGUACGCCAGCAGUGUGGAGUCUUACGCGUUGAGUGCCUUAAAAACCUUGCUGCUUCUGAUUCGUUUGUGCCCUUCUCUUGGAUACAUGUUGGUGACUUCUGUUGGGGAUCAGCUGAGGAAAAGAUCUAGCACCAGUACCGUGACCACUGCCAGCAGCUCCUCUGCACAUGGAGCUUCUCUCUCCAAGAAAAGCACGUCAGGUGCUGAGGCGGACGAUGAACGCAGCACUAGUUCCUCGGAAGUUCGUGUGAUCCUGGGUGCGUACAACGUAUCUCAAGCCAGCUUUAGGUCACAGGUGUCAGCACAUAGCUGUGACAGUCGGAGUGACAGUGCCCUGUUGAUGAACCUGCUGCUGAACAUUGCAGGCCAAGACCUUCAGGAUAAUGCUUUAAGCCCUGCCAUCGUUCAACAGGCGCUCAAGGUCCUCGUUCAGUUAUGUCAUUGCUGUGAAAGUGAUUCACAGUUGGAAAAGCUGGAGGUGAUCUUGAAUCAAGGAAUUCUGAGCACCUGUCUCCGCCAAGUCCAGCACUUCCAGGUGAGCCUUUGGGCACAGCGUCUCCUGACUGGUCUGUCUGCCUCCAGGAAACUGUUCCAGCAGCUGUGUACAAAGUCAGAGAGCUGUCUCCUCUAUCUAAUGCACAGACUAUGCCUGAGGAGGAGCAGCGAUCACACAGAAGCAGAAAAGAUUUCUCUGUAUUGUGAGCACCUGCACAGUCUGUCCACCAUCAUGUACCAGCACAAGGACAGCUGCUCUCUUCUACUGACAAACUCUUGCCUCUGUUCUGAAGAGUUGGUGGUGUCUGUGAUCGUGGCCAUGGACAGACUCUUCUCCCACUACUGUGACACGGAGCGUUCUGCUACGCCUCCCCCCCACCCCCGGUCCCUCCUGAGGGUGCUGGCGUCGGGCGUGACUGUCAUCCACACCCUGGUGCAGGCCGACCCUCUGUUUGCCCAGCACCACGCCCGUGCUCAGAUGCAGUAUGUGCGCACGCUGACCGGACUCACUGCAGUGUUUAGGGCGGACCCAAAGGAAUGGGAGCAGCAUUUGCCAGCCUUGGAGGAACUCUGUGACUUUGAGCCAGACUCUGGGAACUUGUCCCAGGAUGGUGAUGGUGAGGACAGAAUGGACCAGUCCUGAAAUGAGGGUGGAUCUUUCCUAAUGGAAAGAUGACAAGUCUUGGAGAGAAUGGACCAGUCCCAGAGAAAGGGCAGAAUGGACCACUCCCAGAGAAAGGGCAGAAUGGACCAGUCCUAACAUGAGUGAGGACAAAAUGUAUUAGUCCUUAAUUGAGGACAAAAUGGACCACUCCUGACAAGAAUGAAGACAAAAUGGACCAGUCCUGACGAGAGUGGGGGACAAAAUGGACCAUACCUCGAAAAGGGACGGAAUGGACCCCUCUUUAGAGUGUGAACCUGUCCUUAGAAUGAGGGCAAAAUGGACCAGUCCUGACAAGAGUGGACAGAAUGGACCAGUCCUGACAAGAGUGUGGACAGAAUGGACCAAUCCUGACAAGAGGGAGGACGAAAUGGACCAGUCCUUAGCGUGUGGACAGAAUGAACCUGUCCUUACUAUAGUGGGGGACAAAAUGGACCUGUCCUGACAAGAACUGACAAGAAUGAGGACAAAAUGGACCAGUCCUUAGAGUGAGGACAAAAUGGACCUGUCCUUAGAGUGGGGACAGAAUGGACCAGUCCAGACAAGAUUGUGUGAACAUAGUUGGCCAGUCCUAGGGAGAGAGUGUACCUUUCUUUGAGAAUAUGUGAAAGUAUGACAGUGUGUCGGAGGGCGUUGAUACCAUAUUUUUAAAAAGAAAAAUCCCUAGUGAGCUGUGUCUGUGUGUUCAUUGUGUAGCAACACUGGUGUGAUGUGGUCGUCUCUUUCAACACCAUCUUCAUUUCAGUGUUGUUGCAUUAACUCACCGGUAAGUUCAAUCUUGCAACAAUGGCAAGUUCUACUUCACUGAAAAAUGUCACCAGUGUCGUCCGUGGUGUAGCAAUCAUGUGCCUUCGCCGUUGCAUGCAGAAGACCCGAGUUCGAUUCCAGUGUGGCCCACCUCAUAAAUGAUCUAAAUCAUCUGGAUGGGGGAGUAAAAAAUUGCCAUUACGUUUUUGUGAAGAAUGUUAGUGUUCUGCAGGGGUGAUAGUAAUAGCAUUUGUAUGUGUGUGUGUGUUGUAUGACAGAGUGAUUCGAUGCUCACGCAGCCUUCAUAUAUUUUUGUACAGAGAAACUUGCAGUGUACCUUGCUUCCAAGAAAUUUGUUAUGCCUAACUUUAGAUUAAUCGAUUGCGAGGUUUCAGUGAAAGCAGGCUCCGACAAAAAUGUGAGCUUUUUUUUUCUCAAUUUUUAUUGAUAAUAUUCAUAUAAUUGGGGCACCAGUUAUGAGUGUCAAAUUGCAAUGUCAUGUUGUUAGAAAAAAAUGUGAGCAUUUUUUUUUCAAUUUUUAUUGAUAAUAUUAAUAUAAUGGGGGCCCCAGUUAUAUGUGUCAAAUUGCAAUGUCUUGUUAUUCCAUGGAAAUACAUGUAUUCUCUUUAUUGUAGGCUGUUUAUACUGGUUACUAGAUCUAGGUCUAACUUAUCCUUCUUAUGGGUUCUAGUACAUUGGACAGUGUACUCAAUGGGUGAAAUCAGAAAUUUUGCUGGAGAAAAUAGGCGGGGCAAAGACAUCGUAUCAGGGCUGUUUUAUAACACUUUUGUUACGGCAUAGGUAUUCAGAUAUUGUGGCUGCCUGGAUUACACACUUGUGUUGAUGUCUUUGAAAGAUGGCCUCUGCUUAGUGGUGAUACUGAUACAGAAAUACUGUACUGUAAUUUAUCUGUUAGGUUGCUUUCCAUGAACAGCAAAGAGUGAUACUCAACACGCAUGCAUUGAUCUCUGAGUCAGUUGCUUAAACUUAGUCAGGAGUGGGUCCUGUUAUAGUUUGUCACGUACAGGAUUAUAAUUUAUAUAUAUAUUAUAUGCACGAAGACACAUGUUUGGCCUGCUUGUUGGGCAAGUUAUUUUGUUGUGUACUUACGAGGUCGAGAUCUCUCUUUUCAAAGAUAUGGUGGAUACAGUUUAAUUUCUUUAGUUUAAUGAAUUUUUAAAUAUAUAGGUAAUCCUUCUCCUUUUAGGUGAUUAACUUUAGCCACGCAUUUCACUAGAGAGUUUAGAAAAUUGCAACAGAAAUUAUUUUGGUGUCGUUAGAACUAGAAAACCUUGCUCUAUAACAUACUAAAAAUGGGCACAAAUCGGAGUGAAUGAAAUUUGUUUAAAAAGCCUUUGAAUAUGCAAUUAUUGAUAGAGUAUCGAACUAUCUAAUAUCGAUACGAAAUUAUUUUAGUAUCACGAGCUAUAUCUCAGCCACACCUUAACCCUACACUACGACAGGGGACUCUGUCCCGUGAAACCAACAGUUCAAAUCCUAUUUCCUAAUUGAAUGGCUCUGAGCCUGAUAUGUUUAUGGGGAGUCAAAAGUAAAAUAGAGUAAUAGAGUAUGGUAUUUUGGGUAAUCGAUACCUCUUAUCACGACUUCUAAUUGCAGUGGAAUCCGCCUGCUGUGUUGUUCCCCACCCCACCACACCCUGUGGUGCGUUCCGUUUGCCUGCGCACGCAUGUCACACAUUCGCUCCA
Molecule: messenger RNA, 6820 nt
Organism: Aplysia californica (California sea hare)
Lineage: Eukaryota; Metazoa; Mollusca; Gastropoda; Aplysiida; Aplysiidae
Product: serine-rich adhesin for platelets
Exons: 16
Coding region: 1590-4349 (919 amino acids)
Biological process (GO): DNA repair; DNA damage checkpoint signaling
Source: RefSeq, a predicted model, not a curated record